Messenger RNA from Actinia tenebrosa (Australian red waratah sea anemone), 4199 nucleotides. RefSeq lists its product as uncharacterized. The record is from RefSeq and is a predicted model, not a curated record. Lineage: Eukaryota; Metazoa; Cnidaria; Anthozoa; Actiniaria; Actiniidae.
AAAGUGCUACAUAAUCGCAUAAUACCCAGGUCACGAUUCUUCCAUACACGUUUUUCUUAAAUGAUUUCGUUCUCCAUGGCACGUGCCUGACUAGUGCGUUCCACCUCUCAUCAACGUGACUUACAGUAACACGUAACGCAAUGAGAGUCUUAUUACUAUCAAAUUACUAUGUCAAAGCUUCUAGCAUUUACUUAACACGACUGUCGGUCUUAGGUUUGAGCUUUACAUAGGUUCAUCAACAAGACUCCAGUAAUGAUUAAGCUUGCCAWCUUUUGUGUUUUGACCAAUGCAAUUUGGAAUUCUUGCGUUGCUUUUGAAAUUCAAGUGUCGCAGACUGAAGGCCAAGAUGUCGUGUCUUGCUUUGACCGUGAUUCUAAAUCUAAAUGUAAAACUUUACAAUUUGCUUUACGAGGAUUAGACACAGCGUACCUUCACAAUGACAUCGAGUUGAAGAUCUUGAUGAUGGAAGAUUUGUACCUGAUGAAUCAACGUGUUACCAUCCUACAGCCAAGACSAGGAAUAAGUAUUUCAAUAGAAGGUAAAUGCAAAGGUUGUCGUAUCAUGUCUUUUCAAUGUACAGAUCCUUCGGCCGGCAUCACUGUUGGAGACCAAUUCGCUCAAAGAAUGGCUCAGAAUGUUCAGUUUGUUAAUGUGGAGUUCCGAAACUGUGGACCAGUGCUCGCAUCUGCUGUGAUGAUUUGGAACUCUCUGAACAUCUCGUUCUAUGAUUGCUCCUUUGUAAAUAAUUAUCAAGCCGCGAUCAAUGGGAUGGAUAGUAGUGUAAUGAUCCGAAGGUGUACCUUUACUAAUAAUACUUGUAAUAGGAAUGUUUUGAACGAAACUUCUGGAACGCCACCGUUUACUCCAGGACACGUGUCCCAGUCUGCAGGAACAGGGUUCAUGUUUAAUAACUCUACCAAUUUGGCCGUGAUUAUAAAGGAUUCUUACUUCUAUAACAAUUCGGCAGUAGUUCAUAAUGAUACUUACUAUGUCUCCCCUGCUUCAAAUGUGUCCAACUUCGGCGAAGGCGGGGGCGCUAUAUCAAUAGUCUUUUUCAAUACGACCAAAAACUGUACAGCGACUCUUGAUAAUCUUACGUUGUCUGGAAACUCAGCUUCUUAUGGUGGAGGUAUUUACCUGAUCGAAUCUGGUACCUCCACUGGGAAUGCGUUGUUUUUUAGUCGGAGUGUCAUAAGUAAMAACAUCGCAGGACAAGCAGGGGGAGGUAUUUGUACUUCUYAAUGGGAUGAGUCAAGGAAUUCUUUCAUACUGAUCGAGAACUGCACGAUUGAAGGGAACAUCGCCCCUCGAGGCGGAGGCUUGAAUGCAUUCUUCAUGAGUAUUGAGGGGCUUUUGGACUCGAAACUGAGACUAAAACAGUUAAAUGUGCGGAGGAAUUCAGCUCAGUCAGCACCGGCCAUCCGCUGCACUUCAUCAUUACCAUACGGUGAUGUCCCAGGUAGUGUCAUAGAACUGAUCGACUGUGUAAUCUCAGAGCACAUCAGUGGCUCACACAACAUUCACUCAUACCUUGCCCCUAUCACAGUACAGCGGUUUAAAAUCAGUGUGUUGGGAGUAAAUGAAAUCAAACAUAACCAUGGAGCAGGAGGGAUGGUUAUCGAACACGGAAUACUUCACGUGCAAGGGACCCUGAACUUYACGGGCAAUACAGGAUCGUCAGGGGGAGGGUUGAGGAUUUGGUCCAGCCAGAUAAAACUCUAUCCAAACAGUGAAUUGAUAUUUGCUGACAACCACGUGUCGUCUAAUGGAGGUGCAUUAAGCGUGCAGUUAUUCCCCAUCUACGAGGUGAUACACAUGUAUAACACGGACUGCUUUUUGACAUACUCCGAGAGUUUCACGCCUCCCUCCAAAUGGAAGACCAAGGUGGUGUUCGCUAGAAACAGCGCCAARCUGAAAGGAGCAGCCAUCUUCGUGACCUCUUUAUCGUCUUGCCUCUGGGACGAGGAAUAUCCUCAUUACAGCUUCAACAGGUCUCUACGCUGGGUCAACACCACCUUCAUUUAUGAGGACAAUUACAUGAAAGUUGAUAGUGAAAAGCGCAGACUGUAUGGCCCGGAAUAUGAUAUCGCUACAGAUACUGCUAUGAUAGAGCAUAAGCACCCUGAGAACGCAAAUAUGGAGCUUUUCCCAGGAGAAAACGUAAAGCUUCAUCUUCAGGGUCGAGACGAACUCGGUCAUGUAGUCUACACCAUCGCAAAUGUACUAAUGACAAGCAACAUUAGUAACCACACGUAUAAUCUUAUGGUACCUAAUACCUUGAAAGUGCUGGAUUCAUCCACUAACAACACGCUGGGGUUCAAGUACUACGCCCGUGGAUCGCGGGCCUACCAGGACAUGAUUGGCAGCUCUUAUAAGAUAAGUGUGACGGGUGUUUACUCAUCCAUCGACUUUAAUUAUUCUUUCAACUUGAAGGCUGUUGGUUGUUCCCCGGGAUAUAUSUUCAAACAUACGAUUUGUGUCUGUGAUACAAGUAUUCCUGGAGUCUUAAGGUGUGAUGGUGAGCGCACCGUAUAUCUUAAAGAAGGYUUCUGGGCUGGCCUCUCUGUUGACAACCAACUUAUCACCUAUAACUGUCCAUCCAAAUACUGCCACUGCAAGCGAGAUAAUAAUCCCGAUACCACUUCAGGAUGUAUCUUAGACACCAAAAACUUCACAGCACAGUGCGCAGARGGACGGGAGGGGAUCMUCUGCGGUAAAUGCUCCAAGGGACUGAGCGUUGGAUUAAGAAUGUACGAGUGUUUGGACUGUCGAGACGGUGGAUGGAUUCUAGGCGUSGUCUUUGUCAUCGUGGUUUCUCUCUGCGUACUUGUCAUAUAUUUGAAUCCUAGCAUGUCCAAGGACCUUCGUGGGCCCUUGUUCUUCUUCCAGAUGCUUCCAUUCAUUUUUAAACCUGCUGACGAGGUAGGCAAGRUAGUGAAAUUAUUCGCCAAUAUUUUUGMGUUUGGUGGUCCUUUUGUGUAUGUAUGGAACACAUGCAUCGCUAAUGGCAUCACGAACAUCUUUGCRCUGGCRGUYGGUUACAUGAUGCCCCUYACUACCCUCCUGAUAUUCCUGGUUGCGUACGUCUUGAGCACGAAGCGAGUCAUACGAACCAAGCUGCGCAAGACUUCCAACCUCAAAUCCUUCUGGCUCUUAAUCCUCUUCAUGUAUAAAUACCUAGUAGAAAYCACGUUACUGAUCCUGCACUGCCCCAUCAUCGACGGCAAAAUGAGGUUUUUCUACGACGGGAAUAUCGAGUGCUUCCACGGAGAACAUCUGUUCAUGGCAGUGAUUGCAUUACUAGUACUCGUCACUUUAGUUAUUGCACCUCCUGUCGUCAUUAUGCUUCUUACUAARGGUUACUGGAAGGUCGAUCCUCAGUAUCUCAGUACGUUAACCGAGGGGCUUCGUGAUCACUGUCGCUGGUGGUGGGCRGUGGAUUUUGCGCGCCGUAUUCUGAUCGUGGGGACCUUCGUGUUUAUUCCUGACUGGAAAACCAAACAGAUAUGGAUGAUGAUCAUGUCUAUCUUCGUAUUCGCGAUCCAUUCCAACGUGCAGYCUUACAAGCGCAUACUUACCAACGUCACAGAAUCCAUCUACCUAUUUGUACUAUGCAUCUUAGCCAUCAUUCAAAUCAURGAUGAUCAAGAAAGCAAAGAUAAUGUCUCGGGAACCCUUCUUGUCAUAGCAACCAUUCAUUCGUCCAUGGUCUGCGCAAUCAAGUUCUGGCGGUUUUGCAAGAAAACGUGCCACUGCGCAUGCCCGAGAAAAGCUAGAGUUCCUCAGUAUGGUUCAUUUGAUGAUCACUCAACCAGCACAAGCAUUGAAUCUGAAGUGCGCACCAAGCAAAAUCUGUUUGACUCGAUCUUUGCAUCAUCGGAGGAUACCAGUAAUAAUAAUGAUUCUAGUGGAAGGUUCUAGGUAACUCAGAAAARCUCUAUCCCAGGCUCUUUUCGUCUAAGCUGGAUGAGAAGAGCGUGGUGCCGAGCUUUUAGCAAUGGUGACUCUUAAAACUCCAGUGUAUGUGGACUUAGCCUCAAAUCCAAGAGUUGUUUGUUUUGUUUUUCUAAUUUCUGCUUUUGUUACCGACCUCAGAAGUGAGUAAGUUAGUCUAAGCCGCUUACACUGGAGGUUUAAGAGUAGUCAAUAGCAAGGAGAGUCUUGACGAUAAAAUCUAGUAAUAAAAAUAUAGACUUCAA